UGGUGCAGUGGAUUUCGUCAGCGCGGUUUCGUGAGCGGAUAAGUGUUGUGUAAUUAGUGUAUUUUGCAUUUUCACGUGAUCGUUCUUGUAGCGUAUCGAAUGUGUCUGUGGUAGAAGGAAAAUAUACCCGAUCGGAAGAAAAAAUGAAUCAUUUGCAAAUAUCCACCGACCCAACACUGUUGGGCGCAGAUCUGCCGGAGUCACUGACGACGUCGCCAUCGGUGUCGACCUUUCUUCCGGAAGAGGACGCAUCUACCUGUUUGCUCCUGCCGGGUACGCCCAGCCCUCCGUUGGAUUUUACCCACCCCUUGACGCCAAGCAUGGGAAAUGCGGACAAUUGUGAAAAUGUUGCCGGAGACGAUCUCGCUGCAGAGACAAGCUCGUCUGGCAGCUCGGGAAUUGAAAUGGUGGGUGGUUGCACCAGUGGUGCGGGCAAUCUGUUCAACAAUCACAACAACGAGUAUCAGCAUCUGCGGAAGAAGAGCGACGGAAAGAUGCAGGAAAACGGAAUGGCCAACGGUGCGCUGAAUAUUUCCCUCACCAAAGACAUGCCCAGCUUCGUGCACUGGGACUGGCCACUGAUUCGCAAGUGUACGUUCUUCGUGUUCCUGGCCGGGAUUGUCGCCAUGGUUGCCAUUGUGGUGACCAUGAUUGCGAGGCUGCCCAAGUCGUGCAAUCCUUCAGUGCCCUGGUACAAGGGCUCCGUUUUCUACGAAGUAUUCCCGGCCAGUUUCCAGGACACCAACGACGACGGUUUGGGGGACAUCCGGGGCCUGAUCAGCCGAGCGGAAUAUUUCAAAACCCUUGGCAUUGGGGCCGUUCGUUUGAACUCGAUUUUCCCCUCGGCGCACUAUCCGGACCACUUCCAGGACGUUACAUCGCUGACGGCAGUUGACGAGGUGCUAGGAAAGGUGGAAGAUUUGCAAAAGUUCGCUGCCGUGCUGCACGAGAGGAACAUUUCGCUGAUCUUGGAUUUACCGAUCUAUCCGUUUGUGAACCACCUGAAUCCUCCCACGUUGGAUGUGGACCAUUUGCCCAAUAGGACGGAUGAUGUUCCGACUAGUGAGUUUCUGAGGCUAGCUCGAUCGGUUAAAGCGGAACGGGAAAAUGUCAUAACCAGUGUGCUGAUGUUCUGGCUGGCUAAGGGUGGAGUUGAUGGAUUUUACAUCAAGGGAUUGGAGCACUUCCACGACGAUCCUCUGCUGUUGGAAAAUAUCAAAGAGUGGAAGUAUACCCUUGGCGGGGAUAGAGUGCUGAUGGUUAGCCAGGAUUUUAUUGAUAAAGUUCCGGAAGCGAUCGUCCGAGACGUGUUGAACCAGGUAGAUUUGGUUGACGUUAUGCUGGAGGUUUCGAAUGGAACGGAAGCGAUUGCCAAUACGGUUCGUGAUGCAAUUAAUGGACAACUUCUCAAAGGAGCUGAGCACCCAUGGGUUCAUUGGAGCGUCGGUGGGGUCAAUGAACGGCGUUUGGCUUCCGGAAUGAAUUCAAAUGUUUCACUAGCAGCGACUUUGAUGCAACUGAUGCUUCCAGGAACGUCGAGCAUUUUCUAUGGUGAUGAAAUUGCGUUGGAGGAGGUGCAUGAUCCAAACGGAGAGCACGAAGAAACGCAACAUUUGCAUAAUUUGCCUGCGAUGAGCUGGAGUGGAGGCCAGAAUCAGUUUACGGGACGGGGAACGUUGCCGUGGCUACCGAAAAGUGCCUCCGCGUCGUUCCACCAUCUUGAUAUCGUGCGUGAUUUGAUAGCCCUAAGAAAGCGCUCACCUUCGAUCUAUCUGAAUGCUGUGGUCAAGGACGAACAAAUCCUGCCGAAUGCGGAAGUGAAGUCGAGUAAAAAUGACAUUCUCGUUAUCCAAAGAUGGUACCCGAGAAGGAAUUCUUUUGCAUCGAUUACAAAUUUUAACUCGAAGAACGUUUCAUUGGAUUUGACCGUCAUGUUCUACAGUGGAGACGUGCUUGCCAGUUUGUCGACGAAAAACGAACGGGUCUAUUUCAAAGAGUUCACCGUGAACGCUCAGGAGACAGUAGUUGUGAGAUUACACAAAUAAAAAAAA
Messenger RNA from Ochlerotatus camptorhynchus, 2051 nucleotides. Its product is annotated as amino acid transporter heavy chain SLC3A1-like. Bases 144 to 2045 code for a protein of 633 amino acids. Gene Ontology annotation, biological process: carbohydrate metabolic process. The record is from RefSeq and is a predicted model, not a curated record. The transcript has 2 exons. NCBI's taxonomy places the organism in Eukaryota, Metazoa, Arthropoda, Insecta, Diptera, Culicidae.